AUGGCGGACCUAGUCGAUCAUUCCCCCCACCAUCCCACCAGAGCUGCCCGCUUGAACAGUGCCUCCAAUGUUAUUCUCAUUGAUAACUAUGAUUCAUUCACUUGGAACGUGUAUCAAUAUUUGGUACUAGAGGGUGCCACAGUCACUGUCUUUCGCAACGAUGAAGUCACAGUGGAGGACUUGGCUGCCAAGAACCCUACUCAACUAGUGAUCAGUCCUGGUCCUGGUCACCCCGAGACCGAUGCUGGUAUCAGUAAUGCUGCUAUUCAGUACUUCAAGGGAAAAAUUCCUAUCUUUGGUGUCUGUAUGGGACAGCAGUGUAUCAUUAAUUCUUUCGGCGGCAAGGUGGAUGUCACGGGUGAAAUUCUACACGGCAAGACCUCGGUCUUGAAGCAUGAUAGCAAAGGCGUCUACCAAGGACUGCCUGCUGCUUUCUCUAUCACUCGCUACCACUCGCUUGCAGGAACAAAUUCGACUGUCCCGGAUUCGUUGGAGGUAACAUCCUGGGCGGAGCUCGAGAAUGGCAGUGGAACUGUCAUUAUGGGAAUCCGCCACAAGGAGUUCACCAUUGAAGGAGUGCAAUUCCACCCGGAAAGUAUUUUGACUGAGUAUGGUCGUGCCAUGUUUGGAAAUUUCCUCAGACUUACCUCUGGAACUUGGACUGGUGCCAAGCAAGGUGCAACCUCUGCCGCCAAGUCGAUUCCUGUUGUGGACAAGAAGCUGUCAAUUUUAGACAAGAUUUAUGCUCAUCGCCGGAAUGCUGUUGCUGAGCAAAAGAAGAUCCCAGCAUUGCGCCCGGAAGCUCUUCAGGCUGCUUAUGAUCUGAACAUUGCCCCUCCACAGAUCUCAUUCCCUGAACGCCUGAGACAAUCCGACUACCCCCUGUCUCUGAUGGCAGAGAUCAAGCGUGCUUCCCCUUCAAAGGGUAUUAUUUCAGCAGACGUGUGCGCACCUGCUCAGGCUCGGGACUAUGCUAAGGCGGGUGCUAGUGUCAUUUCGGUGCUGACAGAACCGGAAUGGUUCAAAGGAACUAUUGAUGACCUGCGAGCUGUGCGACAGAGCUUUGAGGGACUUACCAACCGUCCUGCCAUUCUGAGAAAGGAAUUUGUCUUUGACGAGUAUCAGAUUCUGGAAGCCCGACUGGCUGGUGCUGAUACCAUCCUACUGAUUGUGAAGAUGCUCAGUGUAGAGCUUCUUACAAGACUGUACCAUUACUCCCGUAGUCUUGGAAUGGAGCCUCUGGUUGAAGUCAACACCCCAGAGGAGAUGAAGAUUGCUGUUGAUCUGGGUUCUGAGGUCAUUGGUGUUAACAACCGCGAUUUGACGAGUUUCGAAGUCGAUUUGGGCACUACAAGCCGUCUGAUGGACCAGGUCCCAGAAAGCACCAUUGUGUGUGCUCUCAGUGGGAUUACGGGGCCUAAAGAUGUUGAGGCGUAUAAGAAGGAGGGUGUUAAGGCAAUUCUUGUUGGAGAGGCUUUGAUGCGGGCACCAGACACCUCUGCCUUUGUGGCACAGCUUCUGGGAGGUCCUUCCGUACAGACACAAACUUCAGCUUCUCCCUUGGUUAAAAUCUGCGGCACUAGGUCUGCUGAGGCCGCCCAGGCUGCUAUUGAAGCUGGCGCUGAUUUAAUUGGAAUUAUCCAAGUCUCUGGGCGGUCAAGGACUGUUUCUGAUGACAUUGCUCUUCGCAUCUCGCAGGCGGUUAAGUCAACGCCACGACCCGCUGCCACAACAGACAAAACAGAGCUGUUUUCAUCAAAGACAAGUGCUAGUGAGUGGUUUGACAAUUCCACUGCAAUCCUGCGACACCCCGCUAGGGCACUUCUUGUGGGUGUGUUCAUGAACCAGCCUUUGUCCUAUGUCCUUGCUCAACAACAAAAGUUGGGGCUUGAUGUUGUGCAGCUACAUGGCUCUGAGCCAUUAGAAUGGGCUAGUCUGAUUCCUGUGCCUGUUAUUCGCAAAUUCGCCCCUGGAGAUAUUGGUAUUGCUCGCCGUGCGUACCAUACUCUUCCACUGCUUGAUUCUGGUGCCGGUGGCUCUGGCCAGCUUUUGGAAGAGACUGGUGUUCAGAAGGUCCUCAAUAGCGACGAUGGACUUCGGGUCAUUCUUGCCGGAGGGUUAACCGCAGAGAAUGUUGUCGAUGUUGUGAAGAAGCUUGGGAAAUCGGGAACUAAGGUGGUUGGAUUAGACACCAGCUCUGGAGUGGAAACCAAUGGUGCGCAGGAUUUGAACAAGAUUCGAGCUUUUGUUACAGCCGCCAAGAGCAUUCGACAAUGA
Molecule: messenger RNA, 2277 nt
Organism: Penicillium malachiteum
Lineage: Eukaryota; Fungi; Ascomycota; Eurotiomycetes; Eurotiales; Aspergillaceae
Product: bifunctional anthranilate synthase/indole-3-glycerol-phosphate synthase
Exons: 1
Coding region: 1-2277 (758 amino acids)
Biological process (GO): L-tryptophan biosynthetic process
Cellular component (GO): cytosol
Molecular function (GO): anthranilate synthase activity; indole-3-glycerol-phosphate synthase activity; phosphoribosylanthranilate isomerase activity
Source: RefSeq, a predicted model, not a curated record